AUGGAUUUGCGCACGAUCAUGAACACCGACGGCGGUGCCUCCAACCGUCAGGCCAUUCAAUCCUCGAGCUCUCCGAUCGAGCUCGAUCCUUCUCAUCAACAACGCGCGCAGAACCCUUUGACCGAUUAUCCCAAUCGCCCUCCACCUCCUCAACACCAUCCCUCGCACGCCUCCUCCCCAGAGCGAGCCGCAUCCUACAGUGGCCCUGUCCAUUCAUCUCCCUACCAACAAUUUAAUGCCGGCCCCCCGCCGCUGAAUACGGCCAUACCACCUCAGCAAAGUCAAAGUCCGUCAAGUGUAUCAACCCCAUAUGCCCCUGGCGCGCGUGAUCCGUACGGCGCGUCGGUGUACAAUUCACACCCUCAACACCCCGCGGGUCCCCUGGCCUCACCAUACACCCCACAGCCGAUGAGCGCUGGACCUCAGGUUCCUCCUGAGCAGCAGUCAUAUUUCGCUCAACAACGGUCUCAUUCCCUUCAUUCAGUGAUGGCGAACCCGCGUGCCCCGGCCGAGACCUUUCCUAACAAAGAAAACUUCCCCUCCGCCGCUCCCCAACCACCUCCACCGCAUCAAUUUUCUCCUUCCACCCAUCGAUCCGUACCAGGCACACCUUUGGGCCCUCCCCCAAAUUUAGCCUCUCGACAAUCGCCCUCUUCUGCGCGUCCACAAUCCUCCGGUCAAGACUCCCACAACCCUCUCUCCAGUCCUCGGCAGAUCCAGGACCCGCAGUUGCGAGAUUUGUCACGCACUCAAUCACCAUCAGCUCAGCGUCACUUUUCACCUGGAACUCGAGCUUCCGAGUCCUUACCUCAAUCUCAUCCCGGCGUCAAACAAGAACCCACCGAGCACACCACUCCCCGAGCUGCCUCGAGGCGAAACAGCACUGCAGCCCCUUCUGACGCGACAGGCGCGGUCCCAACACGAUCUUCGGAAGAAAGGAAGUGGAACGAAAGCCCUUCAACUCCAUUUGGAUCGGGUCCCGGUUCGGAUGCACGCGUUUCACCGAUUGCGACUGCACAUUCACAAAUGAAUUCUUCGCCCUCAGGACAAAGGGGCGGAUCGCAUCCUUUGAAGAUGGAGGUCGACCACGAACCUACUUCCCGGGUCAGCAGCCAAACUCCCAAAACAAAGAGGCGGCGUUAUAACGAACCUCCCAUUUAUGCACAACUUUCAGCUCGUACCAAGGGCAAAUGUCCUGUGAUUCCCAGUCCGCUGCCCCCGGUUCCAAAACACGCCAGGCAAUCGCUCCAAGACUCGUGGGCAGCUCGCAGACGAUCCUCUACAGCCGGUCCGCCACCGCCGUCGGCCACAUCAUCACGAAUAACUCGGACGCCAGGAGCAAUAGCUGCACCAGCUGUACCAGCUGCUCCAGUCCCGAACGGCCCUCCCCCUCCCCCUACCCCGAUCCAGCUUGCAUCGCGAAGUCCCGCUCAAGAAGGAGCUCUUGGGAUCUGGGAGCCCUCGAUAACAGGUUUUAUUCCACACGAAGAGAUUACACAUGAACUCUGCGACUUCCUAUUUCGACAUGUGGUCGCUAGAAAUGAUGUCGGCACGGGACCAGCGGGCGCAGCAGCCGUCGGAGCGGGUGCAAUUAUUGAGGUGGAAGCGAAAUUGGGUCAUAUCAUCGACCAAGACCGCAGAGAGAGGUUGGUUUUGCCAAUAAAAACCGAGGCUAUCAUAAGCAAGGAGACUGCAGGAUUCCGGACAUCAUUCGAGAGCAACAUGACAGUCGAGCAACACCGUGCUUAUAACAAUUUCCUCAACCAGACCAAAGAGCGUGAUACAUUCUAUGAAGUUUCUCCCGAGGAGCUCCCUCCAGUCAUUCGGUCGAAUCUGAACCCUCGCCACAAACCCAAAGUUCGUGUGACAACAGAUCAACGGACCGGCGAAGUCCUCGCGAAAAUCAUCAAGUGCCGAGUCGCAGAUAUGGACGUGUAUAGCCCCCGCACGGCCUUUGACUGGCGAGUGAGCGUGAAUCUGGAAAUGGAAUACGAAGGUGAUAUUCGGGGCUUGCCUGUCGUGGACGCAAGCAGUGGUCGCGGUGAGCGCAACAAAGAUCGUAUGAGCUAUCGACAUCAAGCCUACCAGGUCGACUUGACCCAGGUGGCCAGGGCCGAAUCCGCUAUGAAAAAUGAAUUCGACCACGAACUCGAAGUCGAAAUAUCAGGCGCUGAGAUUAAGCGACAGGGCCAACUUGCUGCGGCUGGUGACCCGAAGAACCAAUACGAAGAGCUGGUAAAGGGCUUCGUGGAUAAUGUUCGCGUGCUGGCACGGGUGAAGUCUUGA
This is a messenger RNA of Penicillium manginii, 2286 nucleotides long. RefSeq lists its product as uncharacterized. Lineage: Eukaryota; Fungi; Ascomycota; Eurotiomycetes; Eurotiales; Aspergillaceae. Gene Ontology annotation, cellular component: mRNA capping enzyme complex. Gene Ontology annotation, molecular function: polynucleotide 5'-phosphatase activity. The transcript is spliced from 4 exons. Gene Ontology annotation, biological process: 7-methylguanosine mRNA capping; polynucleotide 5' dephosphorylation. The coding region runs from base 1 to 2286 and encodes 761 amino acids. The record is from RefSeq and is a predicted model, not a curated record.